CUGAAAUUAAAACGCCAUUUCAAAAAGUGUUCAUAAGUACUAUAUUAGGAUAGGAUAAGCAAAUUGGUGAAUCCAAAGUAUUCAAACCUUCAACUCAUGAUUUGAAGCUAUGGCACUUCAGUUUACGAGUGUUGAAAUGAGGACGAGGGCUCUUUUUUGCUUCAUGUUUUUGCUAGCGGCGCCUUUACAUGGCAGUGCAACCAGAUUGAGCAUGGAGAAUCUUGAAGUUAAGAAGCACUUGAACAGUCUGAACAAACCUCCGCUCAAGUCCAUCAAGAGCCCAGAUGGAGACAUCAUUGACUGUGUUCAUAUGUCUCAUCAACCAGCUUUUGAUCAUCCUUUACUUAAAAAUCAUACAAUUCAGAUGAGGCCGAAUUAUCAUCCAGAAGGACUAUUUAGAGACAAAAAAGUGGGCAAAAAUGUUGAAGGGUCAAAACCGAUUACUCAGUUGUGGCACGAGAAUGGGAGAUGCCCAGAGGGCACAAUUCCAAUAAGAAGAACAAAGAAAGAGGACUUAUUGAGAGCAAGUUCAAUUAAGAGUUAUGGGAAGAAAAAUCACAGAAGCGUCCCUAAACCAAAGUCUGCUGAUCCUGAACCUGACCUUAUCAACCAAAGUGGUCAUCAGCAUGCAAUAGCCUAUGUUGAAGGAGACAAAUAUUAUGGAGCAAAGGCAACAAUAAAUGUAUGGGAUCCUAAAAUUCAACAAUCAAAUGAAUUCAGCUUGUCCCAGAUUUGGAUUUUGGGUGGUUCAUUUGCCUCGGAUUUAAACAGUAUCGAGGCUGGUUGGCAGGUUAGUCCAGAUUUAUAUGGGGAUAGCAACACAAGACUUUUCACCUAUUGGACAAGUGAUUCUUAUCAAGCCACGGGCUGCUACAACUUGCUGUGUUCAGGCUUUAUUCAAAUCAAUAAUGAAAUAGCAAUGGGAGCCAGCAUCUACCCCAUUUCUGACUAUCACAGUUCACAAUAUGAUAUCAGCAUUCUUGUCUGGAAGGACCCCAAAGAGGGAAACUGGUGGAUGCAAUUUGGGGGUGAGUAUGUACUGGGAUACUGGCCAGGAUAUUUAUUUUCAUACUUAGCAGAUAGUGCAUCAAUGAUAGAAUGGGGUGGAGAAGUAGUGAACUCAGAAUCAGAUGGACAACACACCACAACACAAAUGGGGAGUGGUCAUUUUCCUGAAGAAGGAUUUGGCAAAGCCAGUUAUUUCAGGAAUGUUCAAGUAGUAGACGACUCGAACAACUUAAGGCCUCCAAAAGACAUCGACACUUUCACCGAGCAGUCAAAUUGCUACAGUGUACAACUUGGCAAGAAUAAUGAAUGGGGCAAUUUUUUCUAUUAUGGUGGCCCUGGUAGAAACCCGAAUUGUCCAUGACACUAUAUUAAGAAAUGCUUCAAAUUUCUAUGUAAAAUUCAAGUGUAGAAAUGAGGUUUCAUUGUUGGCUUUGUUCUCCAAAACCAUUCUUUUAGGAUCGAUUAGCAUAUAUAGUAAAAUGUGACUGUGUUCUUUAUGUAUUAGAAAGUUUUACUUCUAUUGAUGUUCUUCAUGCACUCCACAUUAAAGGUUGGAGAUGGGUGGUGGUAGAGGUGGUGUUGAUCUUUUAUUUAAAAUUGUUUGAUAAUAAUUCCAAAUUGGAGUGAUGGAUUAUCACUUUGAGGUGUUCUUAUA
This is a messenger RNA of Olea europaea var. sylvestris, 1663 nucleotides long. RefSeq lists its product as uncharacterized. Lineage: Eukaryota; Viridiplantae; Streptophyta; Magnoliopsida; Lamiales; Oleaceae. Bases 110 to 1369 code for a protein of 419 amino acids. The record is from RefSeq and is a predicted model, not a curated record. The transcript is spliced from 7 exons.